CAUAAAUUAGUUGUUAAUUAUAUAUUUCUCUGAAAACCAAUUUUACAUUUUGUACAUGAUGAUUCUUCAAAUUUAAACACUAAUUAGCUUAUACUGUACAUUAAUUAUUAUUCUCGUAAUACCCAGGAACACAAGAACUUCGUUAAUCGUCUGCUUGCAUAGAUAUUUAAGCAACUUGUCAUAGAAAUACUAGUGCCAUAUUUGAAGCCAAUUGUCUUUAAUUUAGAGCUGGUAAAUAACAAUGGAAUUUGUACAUCUUAUGAAGUCAUAAAUUGUGAAACAAUUAAUUUAUCUUCCUACUCUGAAGAGAAUGCAGAGCAGUCAAAAUCUUAAUAGUCACAUAGCUUAGAAAAUUGUACAAAAGACCAGUAACUACUAAGUUUAUAGGUACUUCAGACCGGCAUAAGCAAUUACACUUAGGAUAAAUUAUCAAAUGCAACAGUAAAACCUACAGAUUGUUUCAAUUACUCCAAAUGACGCAUUUAACUUCUUGUUAUACUGCAGAAAGUGAUAAUUGUCUUUCUUGUUGCACACUUACAGUAAACUGCAAUAGAUAGAACUAAAUACUGAUGGG
Molecule: messenger RNA, 574 nt
Organism: Paramecium sonneborni
Lineage: Eukaryota; Ciliophora; Oligohymenophorea; Peniculida; Parameciidae
Source: the annotation of a GenBank genome assembly